AUGUUAGACCACGACGACACAUCCGUAGAUAGUACUCCACACAUUCAUUAUCCAUGUUAUCUUCAAUUCAUGAAGAAUCACCCCCACGAUGCAAUUCUUUCAUACAACGAAUGGUUUAAAAUGCUAUGGCAUGAAGGCCUCUUCAACUAUUAUAGAAAAGAAUUGAAGAUGACUGAAGACCAAGUCAAAGAAGCUGUGGAUGACUCUCGACAGUAUGGACUUACUCAUGAAUCAGCAAAAUUCUUCCCAGGGUUUAUACCUUUGUUAAAGGCCUUUAAAGCUCGUGGUGGGAUUCUUGUUGUUGUCUCUUUCUCGUCCGCAGAAAACAUCAACAAACAUUACAACGAACAAACAAAAGGCGAGAUCCUCCCCGACUUCGUUUACGACUGGAAACAUGACGCACCAGAACAAUGUAAACCCUUCCCAUAUCCCGUUUUCGAUGUCAUGAAACGUUAUAAUUUGAAGAAAGAAGACAUUCUCGUGGUCGAUGAUAUGCUUCCUGGCUUAACUAUGGCAAGAAAAGCAGGCGUCAAAUGUGCGGGUGCGGUCUAUGGAAAAGGUCAUGAAGUGCUUCAAACCGAAUUGAGUGAAGCAUCCGACUAUUUAUGUGCCAGUGUCGAAGACUUACAGAGACUAGUAAUCACUGAGAAAGAAGAGUGA
Messenger RNA from Entamoeba invadens IP1, 660 nucleotides. RefSeq lists its product as hypothetical. Gene Ontology annotation, molecular function: phosphoglycolate phosphatase activity. The coding region runs from base 1 to 660 and encodes 219 amino acids. The transcript has a single exon. Gene Ontology annotation, biological process: dephosphorylation; DNA repair. Lineage: Eukaryota; Evosea; Mastigamoebida; Endamoebidae. The record is from RefSeq and is a predicted model, not a curated record.